AUGAGUGACAGAGUAUUAUUGAAGGUGUAUUAUUUUGGUCAGAUUUUGUUACAAACAUCUGAAGGAGUCAGAUUUGUUUGUGAAAAUCUGUUAGAUGUUGUGAUUCCUUUCACAAUCUCAUUUGAAGAGCUCAAAGGUGUGAUCUGUGAACAGAUUAAUUCUCAGAGGGCAAUAAGAAUAUCUUGUAUUCUGUAUAGAUAUCCUAUACAAGUGUUUGGUGGAUUCGUCCAGUUUCAAACGAAAUAUGUAACGGACGAAGCGAGCAUGCAAGAUAUGUUUUCCAUGUAUAUUGAAAAUCGGAGUCAACUCUUGUUCAUCGAGUUGUAUGUUGAGUUUGAGCAAUCUGAGGCCGACCAGAAUAUUUUACGGGAAAAUUACAAUAGUGACAGUGAAGAAGAGUUCGAAAGCAACUACGAAUUUGUUGGUCCAUAUGGAGAUGGGGUUGCAGGUGAGGGAGCUAUAGCUCCGGAUGUGUCUGACGUGGCAACUGCACUGGCAAAUGAUGUGCCGUUUGAGGAGCUAUCAUUCAUGCGAGUUUUGGAUUUGGAAGCCAUGCAUGUUCCGGAGUUUCCGGAUUAUAUCAGUGCAGAAAUUCCUUUUGUCGCAGAUGGUGAAUUCGCCGUUGGGAUGGAAUUCAGUUCUAGGGAAGCUGUUAUUAAAGCGAUAAAAGAGUAUACUAUUCGAAGAAGCGUAGACUACCGGGUGUAUGAAUCUGAGCCGUUGACAUUUUAUGCGAAAGCAACAAUUUCUCAGGAUCAUUCGAAGCUGGAUUCGACCACAAUUGCAGAAGCAAUUAAGCCGUUGGUUGAGGCUGACCCCGCCUUAAAGGUAAAAUCGGUUAUAGUAGAGGUGCAAUCGAAAUUCAACUACACUGUUAGUUAUCGGAAAGCAUGGUUCGCUAAGCAAAAGGCAGUGAAAAAAAUAUUUGGAGGCUGGAAAGCAUCGUACGAAGCGUUGCCUAUUUGGUUUGAGGCCAUGUGUCACAAGGAGCCGUCAGCUGUUGUUCAUUUUGAGACUAUGCCUGCAUAUCAAGGCGAUGACUUAGUGACUGAUAUUCGAGUGUUGUAUCGUGUCUUUUGGAGUUAUUACCCCUGCAUUAGAGCAUUCAGACAUUGUAAGCCAGUUGUCCAGGUGGAUGAGACUCACUUGUACGGAAAGUACAAGGGUUGUCUACUAGUGGCAGUGUCACAGGAUGGCAACAACAAUAUCGUCCCAAUUGCGUUUGCGAUUGUGGAGGGAGAGACUUCAGAUGCGUGGCACUUUUUUCUAAGUAACCUUCGUCAGCAUGUUGUCACUCGGGAUGGUGUGGAACUGAUAUCCGACCGUCACGAAUCCAUAAAUGCAGAUGUGGAAAGGAGUAACGGGGCUUGGUCACCUCCUAGAGCUUUUCAUAUGUUUUGCAUCAAGCAUAUAGAGUCGAACUUUCUGAGAAAAUUCAAGGCGCCGUACUUGUAG
Arachis stenosperma is the source of this 1455-nucleotide messenger RNA. RefSeq lists its product as uncharacterized. The record is from RefSeq and is a predicted model, not a curated record. The transcript has 3 exons. The coding region runs from base 1 to 1455 and encodes 484 amino acids. Lineage: Eukaryota; Viridiplantae; Streptophyta; Magnoliopsida; Fabales; Fabaceae.